Messenger RNA from Magallana angulata, 810 nucleotides. RefSeq lists its product as uncharacterized. NCBI's taxonomy places the organism in Eukaryota, Metazoa, Mollusca, Bivalvia, Ostreida, Ostreidae. The record is from RefSeq and is a predicted model, not a curated record. Gene Ontology annotation, biological process: cell-cell adhesion. Gene Ontology annotation, cellular component: cell-cell junction; membrane. Bases 52 to 600 code for a protein of 182 amino acids. The transcript is spliced from 3 exons.
CUAUACUUGUAUUCUAAAUAUUUAUAAUCCCAUAGGAUUAAUUGUUACAUCAUGGCAUGCGGCGGAAAUUCCUGCUUUUAUGGAUUUGGAUUGUCCCUGCUCAUUCUAGGAUUUGUAAUUGAUGUAAUCGGAGUAGCCUCUCCAUACUGGAUUUUAGGUGAAGCUGGCGGGGAAAAGGCAUAUGUAGGAUUGUGGCAGAUAUGCAGUUCCGGAUCAAUUGACACUCAUUCAGUUACCGAAUGUAUCGACGUUGCUGAGGUCCCAGAUUGGUUAAAAGCCGUGCGAGGUUUUGGAAUACUGGGAAUUAUCCUCCUGCUGAUCGCCGUCUUGGGUGCGUUUUUCAGAAUUUGUCUGAAGGAAAGAGCAUGGGUACUGGUCCUUGCCAUUGUGCUGUCCUUUAUGGCAGCCAUUUGCAUUGUGAUAUCUGUAUCGGUCUUCGGAGAAAAAUUCCACGAGAUCGUCAAAGACAGCAGUAUCUUCACCUUUCACUUUGCCUUCGUUUUCUGCAUUCUUUCAACCAUCAUUACGGGAAUCGCUGGAAUAUUCCUGAUAGUUGAAGUCGCAAAAAGAUCUUCCUACACUUCAAUAAACGGACGAUAAAACAGUUCCUUAUUGACAUGACACAAAAACAUUAGAUUUACUCGUGAAAGAGUAAAUAAUACAUUUUUUCUAGUAUACUAAUUGUUAUUACAAAAAUUAUAUGAAAUAAUUUUGCAGUACAAAACAAAAGUUUUCAGUUUAAAUAUGACUUCCAAUGUACAUGCUCAUGAUAUAUCAUAUAAUAAAAUGUAUAACUAACGGUUCGAUCAA